Messenger RNA from Diatraea saccharalis (sugarcane borer), 4162 nucleotides. The record is from the annotation of a GenBank genome assembly. Lineage: Eukaryota; Metazoa; Arthropoda; Insecta; Lepidoptera; Crambidae.
UCCGCAUUAAUCAGUCUUAUUGAGAUCCUUAAAUUAGUGCACUGAAGCAUUCCGAUCGACGAAAUCUUUCUAGGAUACAAUGACACUUAGCGGCUCAGCUGCCUACAGUCGACGAGUACCCGUUCCCAAGAUGCCCCCGGGACUCGUGGAAAUAAUGGAGGGCCUCACUAAAGAUGUCCUGAAGCACAAUCCGCCAGACGUAUACGAGUUUUGUGCUAAUCACGUCCUUAAGUUGUUGGAAAUAAGAGAUGGACCUUCACGCCUGAAGACAAUACCCUUAGAUCAAAGAAUUAAAAGAGCACAAGAAGUCAUUAGAAAACGAACGGAACAACGUUGGCAAGCUAACAAUGAUACGAAAUUGUCAUAUACAAAUGAUAAAGUCCCCCAAAAAGUAUUAAAUCCGGUGCACCAUGACAAUGAUUUGACGAAUUCUUCGGAAAUAGAGAUUUCUUGUCAACCGGGUGACACCAUUUGUGCCAUUGAAUAUUUACAAGAAACAAAACCAAUAAAAGAUGACGAUAAAAAAGAAAGAUCCGUAAAUGACCAAGCUGAAAAUUCAGAAGAAGGACAAGACAAGAAAAUUGUUGAGGUUGAAAAACAUAAUUCCGAGAAGACAGAUUUUAAUGAAAAAGUUAUUUUUGUUGAAAAUAGUAAAGAUACAGAAACCUUACAAUCACAAGAAAAUGGAAUAUUAGAAGUAAUGGAAACUAAACAAGAUCACUUUGAAAAUCCAUCAAAGAUUGAACAACACGAGGCGCCAGUUGCUCAAAACAUCACGGAAAAGGAUACGGAAAUUAGCGUACAUCGAGAUUUAGAAGCUGUUACAAAAAGUAAAAAUAAAGUAAUUCUUAAAGAAAAUACCGAUGAAACUAUGAAUAAUACUAAUAAUUUUGAAACUAAUAUAGAAAAUGACAACAACUUAAAAGAAGCAACUAUGACGAAUCAAACGCAGGAAAGUGGGGAGGAAAAAAUCGAAAUUGUUCCGAAGUUUGAAAACCAGUCUACCAAAUUUGAUACAUUAUCUAAAGACACCGUGGCAGAGCAAAAAAAUGAAAAACAAGAGAUAAAUGCAAAUUUAAGUGCUUUACUAAAGGUUCCAAACAUAACAAUUAAUGAACAACAACAUGAACAAAAUACAACCAACACAGAAAGUAAUGUUAAUUUGUCAACUUUAGAGAAGUCAGGUAUAGAUGAAAAUAUUCCUGCACCAAAUUUAGAUAAAGCUGACUCAAAUAAGAAUGCGUUAAGAUUUGAAGAAGAAAAUCAAAAUAAGGAAGCUGCUGUGUUAAUUGUAGAAGUUGACCAAAAGAAAGCUAAAAGUACAUUGACUUUAGAAACAUUAAAUCAACAAGUACCAGACAUGAAAGACGUUUCGUUGGAAGAAAAUCCAAAGGAGGACGUCACUGUAUUAAAUAAAAUAUUAGAAGGCGACCAAAAAAAGGAUGCAAGUUCAUUAAGUUUAACUGAACUAAAGAAAGACAUGAGUGUCUUGCCUGUAUUAAGUGUUGUUGAAGUGGACCAAAUAAAAGAAAUGGCAGUGCCAACGAUAGCAGGGGUAGAUCAAAAUAAGAACGUCAAUGUAGUUAAUCUCCAGUUACAACAUGAAGUGUGUGCAGAAGAUAUUCCACUUGAUGUUGAAACAACUGAUCAUAAUAUUCGUCCAGACAUUGUUUUAGAAGAUAAAGAACAACUAAAGGAAUUAGUUAAUAAAAAAAGCACUUCCCCUCCUCAAAACAAUAACAAAGAAGACGAUCUAAACACUGCUGAAAAUUAUAAUGACAACAAAAAAAAUCUUGUAAACCAUUUGGAAAAAGAUUUAAAACAAAAAACUGACGACAUAUUCAACAAUGCCCAGGUAGUGCAAGAUCCCAAAGGUGAUAUCGUCAUUGAAACUUUACAUAAUAGUUCCGAUGAUUUGCCUAAAACUGGUGUUUACAUAGAAACGUCUAUGCUAGAUAAAAAUUCAACCGUUGUGUCUUCAAACGAGUCGACACAUAUUUCUAAAAAUGACACCAGCCAAGAAAAUAAAAUUAUUGAUGAUAAUUUACAAUCAAACGUGAACUCCAUUAUACAGAGCGAUGUAAAAGAGUCGAUACGUCCGAAACGAGACAUUGAGCACGUCACAGUCAAAAGCAUCGAAACUGUUCAAGAAAAUAAUACAGAUAAUAUAAUCGAUUUUCCUUCUACUCCUGAUGACUGUGGAACUGAAGAAAGUAGUAGUAUUAACAGUAUUGUAGAAAAUGGUACAUUAGACGGUUUCGAAGAAAGUGCUCCAAAUGAUAACGUGAAUACUAUGGACUUAGAAACAGCAGCAGUGACAAUCCAGAAAGUAUUUCGUACAUUUCUAUUUAAAAGUAGAGCGUCAACAUUUGAGGACUCGAAUAAUGAUAUCAAUACAUCGGAUGACGAUAAGGAUCACGACAAUAAGGACAUGCGACCGUUUCAGACUUCGUCUAUAAAUAAAGAUCGAAGAAAUUUGGGAAUAAGUCGUAUGGACACUGUUUUACAAACUGUAAACGAAGAAAAGUCAUUAUCGUUAUCCACUGAUGAUUCUUCUUUAUCUAGUGCCGCUACAAUUAUACAAGCUCACGUGAGAGGUUUCCUAGUAAGGAAUAAAUUAAAUUCGGGUAAAACCGCAUCCAGCACUAACUCAUUGAUAAAUUCAGACGGACCGUCGACUACAUCGAUUGAAGGAGAAGGUGACCAACAUAAAAACAAAACCAUCCUUAAUAUUCAUAUCGUUCCAGAAGGUAAUAACUAUUUAAGUAGAGACGAAAGUAUCAUUACAUCAAUGGAUUUGUCUUUAGACGGUAGUCCACCUUCUUCAGUUAACCUACAUCCGUUGGGAUAUGAUAAAAGUGAGCGCAGGAAACAGCUUAAGAGGGAAGAUGCAAUCCAGUCAGUGUCGCCACCUAGUAAUAACAGUGGUAAAUUAAGUGAUGAUAUAGAAUCAGUGAAAGAACUGCCUUCGAAUAGUGGGUCACUUGCUAAUACUUCACUAGACCAUGAUACGGUUACAGCAGUUUUAUCCGAGGAUAAUAUUAAUGUGGUAUCAAAAAUCGAUAGUAAUCAUACUACUCCUGAAAAUAAUACAGUAGAAUCUUUAGAAAAGCUUAAUGAAGAAAUAUCCAUCAGUCCAGAACCAGUUCUGGAGGUAUCUGAUAAAGUAAGAAAUACUUUAACAAAACAGAGCUCUGAUGAAACGGACGUUGUAACACCUUAUAAAGGAAAUACACCAAGAGAUUCUGAUACAUCUUCAAGAUUACUGCAUUCAGGUGAAUUUCAUGACACUGUGCUUCCAACAAAGGUGUCUAGGAGUGACACACCCGUGGUCAGUGCCCUUGCGGCACGUCUCGCCAAAAGAGGCAUCUUAAAGCCAAAUUCGAAUGGUUAUGGCAAUGACUCUGUAGCAGCACAAACUAGCGAAGAGAUUAUUGCAGAAGAUUACGAUAACAAGCCCGACGAGCACAAUAAUGUGGAAAAUUUUUGGGAAGGAAUAGAAGGCGUCAACGUAGAUCCAAUAAAGGGCCAUAAGGGCUGUCCAAAUAAAUAUAACAUUUACCACGAAUGUACCAAGUUUUGUGUAAAAACUUGGAAGCAAGGUAAAAUAGUGCCAGAUGAACAUUAUUUAGAAAACAAACGUAAAGCUUUAGAGUUGUGGCCGCUUCCUCCCGGUUGGGAGGAGGUUUAUGAUGAAGGAUGUGGUCAACAUUAUUAUUGGAAUGUUCACAACAAUCUCGUGUCAUGGUUACCACCCACUCAUCCCAAUGCUGCACCCUCUGAAAGUGCUUCACAUUUACGUGAAGAGCGCUUACUACGGGAGGGUGAUGAGAGCGACAAUAGCAGUGAUGAAUCUGACCAAGAAGUACCUCAGCAGCCGACCAGAGAUAAACCCCGGGACCGUCGAGAAAGAGAUAAAGAUAUAACACAUCAUAGGGAUAAGAAACGACCUCGUGUGAAAGACAAUGAUUUAGAUCCAAUGGACCCUGCUUCAUACUCAGAUAUUGCACGUGGAAAUUGGAGCUCAGGACUGGACCGACAUGCAAAAACUGGUGUUGAUUCUACAGUUUCAGGUCCUUUGUACCAAAUGCGCCCAUACCCAGCUCCAGGAGCUAUACUUGCAGCUAAUGCAAAGCAGCACUCUCCACCACCGUCACCUUAG